This is a messenger RNA of Exophiala aquamarina CBS 119918, 363 nucleotides long. RefSeq lists its product as uncharacterized. Gene Ontology annotation, molecular function: catalytic activity. Gene Ontology annotation, biological process: nucleoside metabolic process. Lineage: Eukaryota; Fungi; Ascomycota; Eurotiomycetes; Chaetothyriales; Herpotrichiellaceae. The transcript has a single exon. Bases 1 to 363 code for a protein of 120 amino acids. The record is from RefSeq and is a predicted model, not a curated record.
AUGUCUGACCCUUUGGACUAUACCAUUAGCUGGAUUUAUGCUAUACCAACGGAGUAUGUUGCCGCGCAAACGUUUCUCGACGAUAAGUACGGACAACCUCAAUACGUGGCUCCUUAUGAUGGUAAUGACUACACACUCGGUAGGGUUGGAAGCCACAAUUUUGUCAUCGCUGUCUUACCUAAUGGGGAGUACGGCAUAUCCUCUACUGCAAGCGUCGCAAGAGAUAUGCUUCAUAGCUUUCUUAACGUUAGAACCGGCCUAAUGGUCGGCGUUGGUGGCGGCGCGCCAAGCCGCAAGCAUGAUAUCCGCCUAGGCGAUAUAGUGGUCAGCUCUCCUCGCGGUGGGAAGGGCGGGGUAUUCUAG